AUGGCAAGCCUGUCGUGCCUGGCGUAUGGUAGCCAGGCCGACCCGACUUUGAAGGAGUUGGGCGAAGCCAACAAAAAGCAGCCGAUGCAAUCCAUCGUUUCAUUCACAGUUCCAACAAGUUUUUGGUACCUUAGGCAUUUUGACCUCAAGGCAAUGGAUUAUGUGGACUUCGUCAACGUUAUGAGCUACGAUUUGCACGGUGUCUGGGAUUCGACGAAUCCUAUCGGCAACAAAGUUUACGGACAUUUGAACCUUACAGAGAUCAAACUUGCGCUUGACCUGUUUUGGCGCAAUAUUGUGAAGCCUGCGAAGCUGAAUCUUGGCCUGGGAUUCUACGGCCGAAGCCUUCAUUUGUCCAACUCCGCCUGUUACCAACCAGGAUGCAGCUUUAAAGGCGGUGCUGCUCCGGAACCAUGCUCCUACAUAACCGGGAACAAUGACCAGUGGGUGUCAUACGAUGACAAAGAGACAUUCAAAGCUAAAAUCGACUUCGCCAAUAAGCAGGGACUCGGUGGAUUACUCAUAUGGGCCAUUGAUCAAGACACAGAUGAUCUCGAAGCUCUCAACGCAGUAGUCAGCCCCAAAUCUGUCAAAUCUCUGGCUAUGACUGCCGAUGACGCUUCAUACUGGGACGAUGUCACUGUUCCUGAUUGCUACGUUACCGAUUGCGGUGGCACCUGCAAGGCGGGCUUUUUCAAGAUCACUCAACAGACCUGCGGCGGCGCCAAACCAUGCACCCGAUCCGAAAAAUGCAAAUGGCGUGGAAAUCCAACUUCCUGCAAUGGUCACUGCCAAGACAAUGAGGUCAUGCUCCAAAUGAACAGAUGGGGCGAUGGGAAGUAUUGCGAAGAUGGAAAUAAGGUCUACUGUUGUGAGUCGCCAGCGGCGAAAGGACACGACUGUUGCUGGGCUGGUGUCAAUCAAGCGUGCAACAAAGACGACACAACUAUGACUUUCUCGGGUACCUUUAUGAGUACAAUCGCUGACCUCGCCGACACGAUAUCAUUAAUAGGCACGCCAUUGAUGCAGAAACAAUACUGCUGUCCGAAGAAAGACGCGAAGAAUUGGAAAAACUGUCGUUGGCACGGCGACACCACCUCCUCCGAUACUUGUUACGACAAUCAUUGCCCUGUAGGGAAGCAGGUACAGCUCACAGUCAGCCCGUACGGCGGCGGAAUAUCUUAUUUUCCACGCAUGGAACGAUCGAGAGUUUACUGUUGCGAUCCUGCAGGCGGGAAACAGCUGUUUCUACCGGUUCCUUUGGACCGUCUUUUCAGUGACCCGCCCACAGGUAGCGACUUUGUCGUCUUGGCAUCACCUGAAGAGCUUCAGCACUCCCUUGACAAGCGAGACGGACCGCAUUGGGAGUUGUUCAACUGCAAGGGCGGCCUGAGUGAGGACGAGCAAACGAUACAGAUGUUCUGCAGCGAUGAUUCAGAAGCCAGUAAUUGCCGCAAGAUUGGACUUGGACACGGUGUGCCUGGUACCAUCCUGGAGAUGCCAGAAGGGUGUGGAGCAGGCCGCUACGCAGUUGCCAAAUCCAUGGUGCUUUCGAAGGACCCCAGUAUACCGCAUCAUCUGGUCAAACGGUUGGCAGGGAAUAGGAAACCGAUAGUGUAUGAUCUCACCUUUGAUUACGCGUUCCAUCGCGUGCCUCGAGGGGUUGGAGAGACUCAUGUGCGAAUCGACUUCUCGAACAAGGACAACUACUGGGAUAACGUUGUUGCUGCAGCCGCUAGCAAGCGCAAAGCCAAACGGUCACUUUCCGAUUUUGGCGGCAAUCACAAGAGGUGGCUUGAAGAAGAAGAAUGGAGAGUUGACUGCCAUGGCGGCAUGCUCAGCUACGAAGAUCUUCACAAACGAUGGUUUGGCAAAGACAUCAUUUCCUGGCUUACGAAUCUGAUCACGCCUGAGAUCAAGAAAGAGUUCACGCCCAACUUCAAAGAGCAGUUCAUUGCCAAGAUCAUUGAUGACGUGGUCGAUUGUGGAGAAGAAAAUACAAAAUUACAUGCGCAUAUUCUUGCGCAAGCGUUUACAGAUGUCAGCAUCUCGACGAGCUUCGGAUUCACGCUUAUUACGAAGCUGGACUUUGCGAGCGAAGGAAGCCCUCUAGACUUAAGCCAGUCCUAUCUUACCUUUAUGAACGAAGGCAAGGUCACAGCGACUUUCACUCUUGAGGCACUCAUUAGUGUCACUUACGAAUCAGGUGAGAAAACCAUAUUGACACUGCCUUUCCCUGGUGCAACUUUCCAGGUACCAGGCAUCGUCACAAUUGGACCUUCCGUCAGGGUCGCUGGCGAGUUCAAUGUUGCCUUGACGCUCUCUGCCGAGAUUGAGACACAGGUUGACCUUGCCGGUUGGGAAGUACGCCAGACUUACCCGGCCGCUGAAAAGAACUACGAACCCAAGGUUGUAGAUGACCUAGAUGCUGGAAACACUGGUGACCAAAACGGUCUUCUAGAACCCCAAUUUUACGCUGCUGUCCAGGAAGCGGACAAGGCGGAAGCUCAUCUGAAGGUAAUCGCUGAGUUUGGCAUUCGUUUUGAUUACAGCUGGAAGGUCGGAGCUGCCACAGCUGGUGUUGUCGUGGAUGAAUACGUUCGAUCCGAUGUUGGCGCAGGCAAGAGUACAGAAGCAACGUGCCCUUGGACAUACGGAAUGACUCUCGGUGCGAAGCUGUAUGCACAAGUCGAUACUCCUCAGCAGUUUGGUUGGGACAAGAACACCUGGGAUCUGCCAGGCUCUGGAGAGGUAAAUGUUAUCCCUGGCGGUAAAUGCCCUGAACUUCGAACCGGCCAGCCGACAAAGCGGAGCCUGCUUUUGGAUAGCUACAACGAAAUCCUUGAUACUUCAUUUCAUCAAGAAGGUGGCUUGUUAGUCAUCAGACCACACAGGUUUGGAAAACGAGCAGUCCAAUGGGGCCCGCCGUUUCAUGUCGAUCUUCAGAACCUGCUUUGUCAAGGCGCAAUUAGACCCGCUAAGGACGGACCAGAGUGGCAAGAAGACAAAAGUAUCGUAAAACGUGCAACUGGUGACAUCUCAACCCAUCAUCGACUGGAAAAGCGUGCUGGUCCCAAGAUAGGCAUGUUCUGCGCCAGUGAUGCUAGGAUUGUCAUCAAAUCUUUAACUUAUCCAUCCUCCGGAGAGCUGCAAGCAGCUGUUCCUGGUGCUGUUGCAUAUGGAUAUACAAAUCCUUCUCAAUGCACGGGUUCUGGUUUCGGGCAAAUACCGUAUCCUACAGAUACGGCGAGAUAUGCCACCGAGCAUAUCUUAGAGUUUCAGAUGGCCACACAAUUUUUUGAGUGGUAUGAGUUCCCUGGUAACGGCAACAAUUUUCUUAACGAGUUUGUGCUCCUUGACUUAGAGGUCAACAAUCUAACAGAAGGGAUAUGGGGCGCCAGCGCCGCACGCAACAAAUUUACCUUCCAGGAAUAUGCCGGCUGGGGAAACAACCUUUUCAAAUACGUCAAUGAUUCUAUCAGUGUCCUCAAAUACCAUGCUGAUCCGACUAUUCAAGCUAUCUUAAUCCGACAGAAGAACCGUAUCGGCGCUCGGCUGAACCUACCCGAGGCAACAUAUUUGAAUCAGAUUUCGAAAGUUGUCGAGAACGGUGCAACUGACACAUGGGCUUCUCUUGGAUUGCAGGCUGAAUGGGAUACUUACAUGCGGACCAGGACAGCAGAAGCAAUCACCAAAGGGUAUGGUAACGUAGAAGCAUCUUUGGCGGCAUUGGAAGAAGGAUAUGCGACACCGCUUCAAUGUCAAGCGGCCCAAAGUCAAACUCCAGAGGCAGUGGCUCAGCAAACUUUCAUCAACAAAAUCGAUGCAGCAAGGGCCGAAUGGACGAACAAUCGGCCGAUAUGGAUUAAUACUUUCUAA
This is a messenger RNA of Bipolaris sorokiniana ND90Pr, 3879 nucleotides long. RefSeq names its product glycoside hydrolase family 18 protein. NCBI's taxonomy places the organism in Eukaryota, Fungi, Ascomycota, Dothideomycetes, Pleosporales, Pleosporaceae. The transcript is spliced from 9 exons. Gene Ontology annotation, molecular function: chitin binding. Gene Ontology annotation, biological process: carbohydrate metabolic process. The record is from RefSeq and is a predicted model, not a curated record. The coding region runs from base 1 to 3879 and encodes 1292 amino acids.